AUGUCUUUCUCCAAGAUUGCCGGUGUUGUCCUCGGCUCGGCCGCUCUGGUCGCUGGCCACGGUUACGUGUCUGGCGCCGUUGUCGACGGUACCUAUUAUGGUGGAUAUCUGGUUACUCAGUAUCCUUACGAGAGCAACCCUCCCGAGAUCAUUGCCUGGUCCGACACUGCCACCGACUUGGGCUACGUUGAUGGUUCUUCGUAUGCCUCUUCGGACAUCAUCUGCCACAAGAGUGCCCAGCCUGGUGCCAUCUCGGCUCCCGUCAAGGCCGGUGGUAGCGUCGAGCUGCAGUGGACUGAGUGGCCCGAGAGUCACCAUGGCCCGGUCAUCACCUACCUGGCCAACUGCAAUGGCGACUGCGCCUCCGUGGACAAGACAACUCUGAAGUUCUUCAAGAUCGACGAGGGUGGUCUCAUCGACGACAGCACCGUUCCCGGCACCUGGGCCUCCGACAACCUGAUCAGCAACAACAACAGCCGCACUGUCACUAUCCCCAGCAGCAUCGAGGCCGGCAACUACGUCCUCCGCCACGAGAUCAUCGCUCUGCACUCUGCCGAGAACAAGGAUGGCGCCCAGAACUACCCCCAGUGCCUAAACCUGCAGGUAACUGGUGGGGGCAGCGACUCUCCCACUGGCACCCUCGGUACCGCCCUGUACAAGGACACCGACCCCGGCAUCCUGGUCAACAUUUACCAGUCCCUGAGCUCCUACACCAUCCCUGGCCCGGCUCUGUACACUGGCGCCGCUUCUUCCUCAGACUCGACCACCACUGCCGCCUCUGUGGCCGCUACGACGACUGCUGCCGCCGCCACCACCGCCGCUCCCUCGUCCUCGUCCUCGUCCACCGUCGCCUCUGUCGGAGUGAUCUCCAGCGCUUCCCCCGUUAGUGUCACCCCCAGUGCCAGUGCCACCUCCAUCCGGAGCCCCCCAUCCAUCCCGCCCUCCUCCAACUCCACCCGCCUGCCCCGUCCCUCGCACGGUCGUCGUCCAGGCCACGGCCACGGCGCCGCUCCCUCGGGCCGUCCCCACUUCUCCCAGCCCAGCGGCAACGAGAACCAGGCCUCCACCGUCACCGACCAUGCAACUGCCACUGAAUAUGCCACUGCCACUGCAACUGUUCCAGCUCAGUUUACUGACCCGCCCGUUGUCCAGACUCCUAGCGCUGACGACACCGUUACCGUCACCGCCAGCGCGGGAGGCCAGUCUGCCGCCAGCUCCACUCCUUCUACUGGUAGCUCGGGCUCUUCUUCCUCUUCCUCCUCGGGCUCUUCGUCUAGCUCCUACAACUCCAGCGACUGGUCCUCCUACCUGAGCUCUCUGAAUGCUGAGCAGUUCCUCAACAUGCUCCGUCAGACCCUCAAGUGGCUCGUCAGCGAUCAGAAGGUGCACGCGCGUGACCUGACCGUCUAA
Penicillium daleae is the source of this 1410-nucleotide messenger RNA. RefSeq names its product AA9 family lytic polysaccharide monooxygenase. The transcript has a single exon. Bases 1 to 1410 code for a protein of 469 amino acids. The record is from RefSeq and is a predicted model, not a curated record. NCBI's taxonomy places the organism in Eukaryota, Fungi, Ascomycota, Eurotiomycetes, Eurotiales, Aspergillaceae.